Molecule: messenger RNA, 282 nt
Organism: Colletotrichum costaricense
Lineage: Eukaryota; Fungi; Ascomycota; Sordariomycetes; Glomerellales; Glomerellaceae
Exons: 1
Source: RefSeq, a predicted model, not a curated record
UGUCUCUCUCUCUCUGUGCGUGUGUCUUUUACCCAUCAUCAGCCACGGACCGAUUCCUGCAUCACAGUCAUCACGCAAGGCGGCCGCGAAGGAGCGAAACGAAGCGGAUGCGAUGAUGCGAAAGUGGGAUCCCCUAAUUCCCCAUCCGCAUCACCAGCAUGUAAGGUACAUCACUCCCCCCCAAACCAAACCCCUGCUUCACGCGCUCGCAUCGCUCCGCGGGGGAAGAGGAAGAGGGAGAUGACGGCUGGCUGCUCUGUCACUCUGGCAGGCCUGGCCUGA